ACCAUGACAGCAUUGGUCUGUGCAAUAAUUAAAUAUUUAACAUAAGGUAUUUAAGCAUUGAAUAUAUUUCGCAUUAACUAGUGAAUGGAUAAUAUGUGGAAGUUCAUAGUUGUGUGUAUUACAUGUCUGUUUCCAUAUAGAACUGUGUUUGCAAAAUGCAAUAUCACACUAAAUAUGUUGGGCUAUAAAGAGGCUUCGUGUAAACAUCAAGGAUUUACAUCGAUUCCGACGAAUUUACCACCUGAUAUAAAGAAAUUAGAUUUAAGUUAUAAUAGACUGACACGUCUGGAUGCCAGCGGGUUUCGUAGAUAUAAGUAUCUAGAAUACCUACUAAUUGAUAACAAUGAUAUCAGAUGGUUACAUACUACGGCUUUCAGUAGCUUAUCAUUAUUGAGACAUUUGUCUUUGUCUAGAAAUUAUCUAAAUGUGUCUGAAUCGUAUCCUCAAGGAGUGUUUGAGCCGCUAAAUAAUUUAUCUGUUUUAGACAUCAGUAGAAAUAUGAAAUCUCGAGACUACAAUCCAUAUAAAAUUCCCGUCAGCGGACUCAGUAACUUGCGUGAGCUGAGCAUCGAUCUUGUGUUUAAUGCAACGUUUGGACAGCAGUUCAAGAAACUGCACAAUUUACAAGUAUUGAAACUUGAUUAUUGCAACGUAAACCAUCUCUACAAUGAAACAUUUUCAGAAUUGCCGGUAAAUAUACGAGAAUUCCACAUGACAACUUGUAGAGAGUUUGUUGUCAUUGAAGGUGGCGUUUUAAUUCCGUUUCCACAUCUUAGUGUGCUAAAUCUCACUAACAGCAAUAUUCACUUAGCACAGGCCCUAAACAUUCUUCGUCCAUUUCAGAAUAAAUCAAUGGACGCACUUCUUUUUCGCGGAAUAACUCGUCCAGAUUCAAAACAUAGAAUUGAUCCAGUUAUUCUUACACCAGAGAUGAUGAAAUAUACAUAUACAAUCUGUAUUAAAACAAUGGACUUAUCCGCAAAUAACAUUAUAUUAGUUAAAAACAAAUCGUUAGUUUUGUUUCAACGUCCAGAGUGCUUUGAAACAGUUAUUAUAUCUGCUAAUAGUUUUAGUGUGGAUAGCUGGGAAGUUGAUUUCGUCUUGUUUACCUUCAAGAUGACCAACAUUAAAAUAAUAGAUUUUUCAUAUUUCCCGUUAGGAUUCAAGAAUCCGACUUUCCUUAACGUAAUAACAAAGGAUAACGUUACAAGAGUUGAAAAAGUUCAAGGUAAAUGGGCAAGACAGCAUAAUUCAAUGACAGUGUUAAUUCCGAGUCAAAUUCAAUUUUUUAGAAUAACUCAUAUGAUGACUGAAGGUUCUUUUCUAGAAUUAAAGGCAAAAAAUAGCUUCCUUCGUCACCUUGAAAUAUCUUACUUUGAAACCGAUUUCUUUCCACGUAUAACUAUGGAAGGAUUUAAUAGUUUGGAUCAUUUGGAUUUGUCGGGUAUAAGUUCAGUAAAAACAAUUGGAGAUGCAAAAAUACCCUUUUUAAUCCAUCUAAAAACACUUAUCUUGAGAGAAACAAACUUGAUCAAUGUUUUACAAACUAAUACAACAAUAUUAAGGUUUUGUCCGAACAUAAUAAAUUUGGAUAUAUCGAAUAAUUAUAUCUGGAAAAUCAAGGCCAAUUCGCUCGGGCAACUUCAUAAUCUAAAACACCUCAAUCUAUCUCAUAAUUUGCUUGAGACUAUUCCAGAGGUUGUUACAACAUUUGUAAGCCUAGAUGAACUUGAUUUGUCGUACAAUCAAUUAACAACAAUUGGAAAGCAUAUACGAGUGUGGAUUGAUAACAUGCAUAAUAAACAUGGAUCUUUUAAAUUAUAUCUUAGUAAUAAUCCAUUAAUUUGUUCGUGUGACACAACGAAAUUUCUCCGUUGGAUUUUGACAACUAAAGUAGAGUUAGAUAACAAUGGUAAUUACUCUUGUUGGGUUUCUUCAAGAAAAAGUAUCAACUAUACAACAAAUGUCGCUGAAGACUUACAUCAUUAUUUCGUUGACUGCGAUAAUACCGUUUGGAUCAAAAUAGGUAUUUCAUUAUUGGUUUCUGUUUUAUCGAGUGUGCUUUGCAUUGCUCUAUUAUACAAUUUCAGAUGGAGGAUAAUGUUCUUUCUCUUUCGAAAUUUUCGGAGAUUUGCUGAGAAAGGUCUUGAGCUGAAUUUUGAUUAUGACGUUUACAUUUCAUAUUCAGAUGACUGCGUUUCUUUUGUAAAAGAAUUGCAAGAGAAAGUGGAGCACGAAUGGGGAUUCAAAGUGUGCUUUGAAGACAGAGAUUUCAUUGUAGGCGAAUCGAUUGCUAGUGAAAGAGCUACGUCUAUUAACAGAUGCAGACACAUUAUAUUUCUAGUAACACCGUCAAUUGUUAAAAAUGAAUGGACUCGCUUUGAAAUCGAGCGAGCUAAGUAUGAAAAGUUUUCCAAAAAUCUGCAGAAGAUUGUUGUUAUUACAAGAGAUAUCCCUUUGGACACCAUUCCAAUUGAGUUUUCGACUAUUUGGAAAGAUGUUCUUUUAAUUCAAUGGCCUGUUGAGAUGGACGAAGUCCAAUUUGCUUGGCAAAAGCUUCGACUUUGGUUCUUUUGAUGUAGUGUAAAAAUAAUGUUUUUUAACAGAUAUAAACGUUUAUUUCCUAAAUAUGUCCUAUAUACAAUAACAUCGUCCAGAUAACAGGUUAAGAGUCUUUUUAAAAAGCAUGACAUCUUGAACAAAAUUCUGAUACACAUGAUGGAUUAAUGUAGGUAUGUUUUCUUUGUAGAUAUCUUUUCAUUUAUUUUUUUGGUUUUCGCAAAUUUGCAAGGCAUACCGAAUUUAUAUCUCAUUUCCCAUGUCAGCUAAAUGACAAAUUGUGAUAGCACGUGCUCUCAUUACAACGUCGGUACAAGGCAAAUGAAUACAUAUAAAUGUUUUAUUCAACUAAUAAUUUAAAAAAUAGUCCAAGCAUUUAAAGGUAAUUACAGGUAUUAAUUGGAUUCUUUUGUCGGAUACCUACGAACCAUUAAGUAGUUUUAUGGGAAUUUUAAUUUGUAUAGUAGAGCAUUACAUUGAGAACAUAAAAACUACGGAAGUAAACAUAUCACAGAGUUACUUCUUCCGAAUUUUCCAAUACGUCAUUGUCGGGUUUUUCAUGUUUAAGGGAUUCCCUCGAUUUAAGUGUGUAACCCAAAAGUUGUUUUCGCUUAAUCGAUUUAUGACUAUUGAACCGAGCUAUACUACAAUUGCCUUUAUUAACACCUUCAAAUAUUAAAGCUUAAAAAGAAAAUCCUAUAUUACAAUGUGAGUUUUAAUGGCAACAUUUUAACAGGUAAACAAAUGUACCUUGAAACCUCGUGUUUGUGAUUUAAGACAUGUAAUGUGUAUUGGUAUAUACUUCGUUUCAAUGGUGAUUUUUUUAAAGUUUGAUGAAAGAGUUUAUUUAUCUAUUUAUUAAUACCAAAGGCAAAUUAACUCAUCAUAGAUACCAGAAUUGAUUUUUUUAAUUUUCGCUAGACGCGCGUUUCAUCUUCAAAAGACUCAUUGGUGACACUUCAAUAAAAAUAGUUAAAAAGACCAAUUCAAAUACGAAGUUGAAGAGCAUUGAAGACCACAAAUUCCUACAUGUAUUGUCACAUACAGCUGUGGUAAUAUAUCCCUCUAUUCCUGAGGUGUAAAAGCCUUAGUAUUAAAAAAAAAUCAAGGUUUUGUAAACGGCUAAGUUAUAAAUAUGACCAUUUCAAUGAUUAUGCAUGUCCAGACAGAAGUACUGGGCUGUUGUAAGUUGUAGUUUUUGACAUAAUAUUUUAAAAUGA
Mytilus trossulus (common blue mussel) is the source of this 3779-nucleotide messenger RNA. RefSeq names its product toll-like receptor 4. Gene Ontology annotation, cellular component: plasma membrane. Bases 85 to 2577 code for a protein of 830 amino acids. Gene Ontology annotation, molecular function: transmembrane signaling receptor activity; protein binding. The record is from RefSeq and is a predicted model, not a curated record. Gene Ontology annotation, biological process: toll-like receptor signaling pathway; inflammatory response; immune response. Lineage: Eukaryota; Metazoa; Mollusca; Bivalvia; Mytilida; Mytilidae. The transcript has a single exon.